Photinus pyralis (common eastern firefly) is the source of this 1408-nucleotide messenger RNA. Its product is annotated as proton-coupled amino acid transporter-like protein CG1139. Gene Ontology annotation, biological process: amino acid transmembrane transport. Lineage: Eukaryota; Metazoa; Arthropoda; Insecta; Coleoptera; Lampyridae. Gene Ontology annotation, molecular function: amino acid transmembrane transporter activity. The record is from RefSeq and is a predicted model, not a curated record. The transcript has 7 exons. The coding region runs from base 23 to 1408 and encodes 461 amino acids. Gene Ontology annotation, cellular component: vacuolar membrane.
ACCUUUUGUACCUUAAUUCAAAAUGACUCUUGCUGUAAAGGGAGAAUACCUGAAUACGGGGUUUGUGCCUGACUGUACCAUUGACGUUAAAAGACGCGAGGCGAAGGAGAAUGAGAGCAGAGGACUGUACGACCCCUACGCCCACCGCAAAGUUUCACAUCCCACAACAAACUGGGAGACCCUAAUUCAUCUUCUCAAAGGAAGCUGUGGCACAGGCAUACUGGCGAUGCCAAAGGCGAUCAGCAACUCUGGGUACGUGAUCGGAACAAUCGGCACCUUCGCCAUAGGAUUCAUUUGCACAUACUGUAUACACCUGCUGAUAAACUGCGAGUACGAGCUCUGCAAGAGGAGAAAGGUUCCUAGCUUGACCUACCCAGGAAUCGCAGAGGAGGCACUAGCCGAAGGUCCAAAACCGUUACGCAAACUCGCAUCGUACGCAGGGCACUUCGUGAACGUCUUCUUACUAAUCUACCAGUUCGGAACGUGUUGCGUUUACAUUGUCUUCAUCGGCGUGAACAUCCAGGCCGUUGCCAACCAGUACGUGACCGAAAUCGCGGUCGAGUACUACAUGUUGAUGAUCCUACUGCCGCUGAUCCUGGUGAACUGGAUACGCAACCUGAAAACGCUGGCCCCUCUUUCGACCUUUGCGAAUUUCAUAACGGUCGGAAGCUUCGCAAUCGUUCUGUACUACCUCUUCACGACCGGGUUCACGUUUGAGGAUCGCGAAGCUGUCGCCAACGUGAAAACCCUCCCACUUUUCUUCGGCACGGUCCUCUUCUCGCUCGAAGCGAUCGGCGUGAUUAUACCAUUGGAAAACGAAAUGAAGUCUCCCAAAUCGUUUGGAAGCGCUUUCGGGGUACUCAACGUAGGAAUGGGCUCUAUUGUGCUGCUGUACGCGGUGAUCGGCCUCUUGGGCUACUUGACUUAUGGUUCCUCGGUGGAAGGAUCCAUCACGUUAAGCUUGCCAAAGGAAGAUGUGGCGGCUCAAGUUUGUAAACUAGCAUUAGCACUUGCUAUGUUCCUCACCUAUACCGUACAGUACUACGUUGCCAUCGACAUCACGUGGACCCAAUAUUUGGGUACCUUGUUUGAGGAUAACCGGAGGAAGAGGGUGUACGAGUACGGGGCUAGAACGAUACUGGUUUUACUGACAUUCGUUCUGGCAGUAUCAGUACCAGCACUAGAUCUGUUCAUCUCAUUUUUUGGAGCUUUAUCUCUUUCCUUAGUCGGAAUUGCCGUACCGGCAAUGAUCGAAACCUGCACGUUUUGGUAUCAUAGGCAAGGGUGGCGUUUUUACUUCAUGGUGAUAACAAAUGUGUCGCUAAUCGCGUUUAGCCUUUUAGGAUUGGUCGCCGGAACGUUUACUAGUUUAAGUGAAAUUAUUUAUACUUUCUCGAAUAAAAGUUGA